AUGGUUCAACAAGCCACUCCAUCGGAAAAAAUAAUAGGUUUCAAUGCCUCGAACGUGGACCAGAAUAAAAGAAAAGCAGACCAGCAAGAGCAAAUAAAUCGGACUGUCAUGUCGAAGAUUCUACGUGUAUUAUUCUUCCCUAAUCCGGAGAAAUUACCUAUAAAAGAAGUGGUUGAAGUUUUCCUCAAAGAAGUGAUGCGUUAUAACCUAGAAAAAGAUCCAAGUGCACUGUGCUGGUACAAAGUAAUAGGGAGUAAAAAUGAUUCUAUACAUUUUAAGGCCGAGAUGUCCUACGCGUUUUGGCAACACUUCCUUGAGAAGGGUCGAAAGCACCUUAUCGAAUACAACAAGUCCAAACGUACAUUUAUAAAGGUAGUGCGAGGCCACACCGUGAAGGCUGGGGACGCGGAAAAUCUUAGUCUGUAUAUGCGUUUGAAGAUCAGGAAAUACUUAGAAACAGAAUGUUUACCUAUACCGGAAAUGACUGUUAAGAACGCCUAUUUAACCAUAAGGGCUUAUAACGGAGAAAACAUUGAACGUCAAAAUACGAGAAAAAGAGAAGCUCCAAGUGAUGGUGCAUCAACUAGCAAGUUAGCCAGAGUUGACGAGAAUUUGGAAGAGGAGGAGCAAAUAGAGACAGUUGAAGCUGCAGACAAUUAG
This is a messenger RNA of Ostertagia ostertagi, 660 nucleotides long. The record is from the annotation of a GenBank genome assembly. Lineage: Eukaryota; Metazoa; Nematoda; Chromadorea; Rhabditida; Trichostrongylidae.